AUGGGAUCUGCGCUACGCAGCUCGGCCUACGCCCCCAAUUCUAUUGCUCGGAGCGAGUUCCGUAUUGCCAGACGUCGUGCCUUAGGUCCCACGCCUACGUACGACUGCAACCACCCGGUGUGGACUGACCGAACGGAUGUCACUCCGCAGAGUCGCUAA
Molecule: messenger RNA, 159 nt
Organism: Baudoinia panamericana UAMH 10762
Lineage: Eukaryota; Fungi; Ascomycota; Dothideomycetes; Mycosphaerellales; Teratosphaeriaceae
Exons: 1
Coding region: 1-159 (52 amino acids)
Source: RefSeq, a predicted model, not a curated record